AUGUCUGCGGCACAGAGUGGAGCAACGGUUGAACAUCAACAGGCACAAACUGUGCCAGUUGCACAACCAACUGACAUGUAUAUCCAACCGUAUUUGAAGAAAUUAAUACCAGAAUUGGAUGGGCUAAGUAAGUUACAAGAGGCUGAGAAGAGAAUUGACAUAUAUUUAAGUCGUAAAAAAAUUGAUUUGCAUCAGAAUAUUACUCAAUGGACUCAUUCCAAAUACACAGAUCCUGCGAAUAAUCAGUUUGUUCGUGUUUUCAUUUCUAAUAUUUCUGAGAACCAGCCAUGGCAGACGAACGAUGAGACCAUGGAACUUGAUCAAGCAUCAUGGACAUUGCGUAUUGAAGGUAGACUGUUAGAUAAUGGGAAGGCAGACGAUCCAAAUAGGCCUAAAUUUUCCUCCUUUAUAGAAAGCGUCGCGAUAGAUUUCAAACCUGUAGAGGAAGAUCAAGAUGAUGAAACUGAUCAAGAAAUGGGAGACCCCUUAUUAGAAGGGACACAGGAACCUAGUGCUAAAAAGCCAAAAAAUGAGCAAACCGUUUUUGAAUGGCAUGUGGAUCCUAAUACUCCUGUAGAGUUUGACGGUGUUGAUGUUUCACGUAAGGGUACUGAAAACGUUAACUGUACCAUCACUAUCCAACCAAAAGGGUAUACAGGGGAGUUCUUACAGUAUUCACCAGAACUAUCAUGUAUUGUCGGAUUCUCAAAAGGAACCUUUCAUGAGGCGAUAUACUCUCUUUACAAAUAUAUUCUAUUAAACAGUCUAUUGACGAAUAACGACGAGGCGGGACCAAAGGAUUCCACAAACGGUGAGAAAGUCUUAGUGAAAAUGGAUGCUUCAUUAGCAAAGCUAGUGUCUCCAGAAAGGCUUGCCGCAGGCAUUGUUUCUUUGAAGCUCGCCGAUUUGCCAAGUCUAGUGAAAGAUCAUGUAAAACCGAUACCUCCAAUAAGACUUGACUAUACUAUUCGUGUAGAUCAGUCUUCCACUUUCGGAGAUUUGGUAUUUGACAUGGAAGUACCUAAAUCAACGUCAGUUAAAGGCGACCAAAAGUUGUCAAAGGAUGAAUUAUUGCUAUUGAAUGAAUACAAUACGCUAUCAACUGCAAUCGAACCACAAAUACAAGAACUAAAUCAGAAAACACAACUAUUACAACUACAACUAAAUUCAAGCGCAAAGAAAUACCAAUUUUUUGAUAAACUAGCUAAGGAUCCAGUUCCAAUGCUACAAGAUUACAUGGAAUCGUCAUCGCAGGCUCUCAAAGUGUUAUCAGGGGAUGCUGGCUUCAAUGAAGAUACAGUGAGAAGAUCACAAUUCUACCAGGACAACGAUUCAAUUCUUUUUGAAAACAUUGGAGUUCUACUUUCAAGCGGAAGAAUGAAAUAA
Kluyveromyces lactis is the source of this 1386-nucleotide messenger RNA. It is a transcript of the gene RSC6, whose product is annotated as Rsc6p. Gene Ontology annotation, cellular component: nucleus; SWI/SNF complex. Gene Ontology annotation, biological process: regulation of transcription by RNA polymerase II. The record is from RefSeq and is a predicted model, not a curated record. The transcript has a single exon. Bases 1 to 1386 code for a protein of 461 amino acids. Lineage: Eukaryota; Fungi; Ascomycota; Saccharomycetes; Saccharomycetales; Saccharomycetaceae.